Molecule: messenger RNA, 1032 nt
Organism: Lodderomyces beijingensis
Lineage: Eukaryota; Fungi; Ascomycota; Pichiomycetes; Serinales; Debaryomycetaceae
Source: the annotation of a GenBank genome assembly
AUGACUUUUAAAAACCUACCGCCUUCUUACCAAGAGAGCGAGCUUGAAUUCAAAGGAGAUGAAAAAGUUGAUAUAUCCGCAAAAAGCAAGGAAUCGAAAGCUGGGCCUUUUGAGGGUACUACUGCCACGGUCCACCACAAUAGUGCGGACUCUUUGCUUGUACGAGACAGGGAACUAGCCAUUUGCAAGACCGAUACAUACACAUUCGUUAGUGAAGACGCUUGGAAGAUGUACGAGAAGUCCUUAAAGUCCAAAAACGAUCACUUGCGAAUGCUGCAACAGAAUGGCAUUGGUAUCCCUGUUUUGAAAGGUGAAUUUAACGCCUAUGCUUCAUCUGCCCAAUUUAUGGAGUUUUACGCAUACAAACUUCCCGAGUUUGGGUCGUUCAACUUUAACAACGACUACUUUCAUUUCUGUGCCGUCAAGAGGUUGUGCCGUCCUGCUUACGACUGCUUUGUAUUUACCUUCACUCCUGAUCGUGAAGAUCCCAAACAAAAUUUCUCAUUCACAAUGUUUAGCCACGCCGUGCACCCGAUCAAUGACUACAAAUACAAAGGUGAAAUCCACAGAUGGGUAGAUGAAUCGAAAAACAGCUGCAAUUUGGAACCAAAGAAGAAACGAGGCUUGUUCUUCUCCAAGGCAAGUCCCGAAACUGAGUUCAGGCACACUAUACUUGAUGACAAUCAGCCAUCCUUGGUUGAUUCUUGGGAUGGCAAGGGCACCAAGCUCGACAUGAACUCGUCAAAGAAUCCCUUGUUGAAGCCUCAGUAUGGAAAGCUUACUGAUGACCAACUAUUUUACGGAAGAAGCAAUAUAGGGAACUGCACAAGGGAAACGAAAGGGAAACCGGCCAUACUCAAGAUUUGCGAUGCCGUGGCGCGUAAAGAUUUGGAUCCGGAAUGUGUUGCUUCUGUGGGGCUCGAGGCAUUGGUGUCCGCGUGCGUUGCAAAAGUGCUAUUGACCAACAAGAAAUACAUUGAUAACGAUAAAAAGAGGAAUUAUCAAUUGGCAAAACCGGAAUUGUUUGAUUAG